Molecule: messenger RNA, 1648 nt
Organism: Myotis davidii
Lineage: Eukaryota; Metazoa; Chordata; Mammalia; Chiroptera; Vespertilionidae
Gene: SOCS2
Product: suppressor of cytokine signaling 2
Exons: 2
Coding region: 211-651 (146 amino acids)
Biological process (GO): intracellular signal transduction; phosphatidylinositol phosphate biosynthetic process
Cellular component (GO): phosphatidylinositol 3-kinase complex
Molecular function (GO): 1-phosphatidylinositol-3-kinase regulator activity
Source: RefSeq, a predicted model, not a curated record
CCGCGCCUGCGGGGGACUUUGCCAUCUGUCCACCAGGACCUGGGGAGGAAGAACCAGCAGCUCCCCACCCCCUCCCCCUCCACCACCAUUUUGGAUACUCCGCAGGGACGUGUUUUGGGGUUCCCACUGACUUCCAGGAAGGACGCGUGCCCUUCUCUGACCCCUGCGCGGGCGGCCACCUGUGUUUGCCGUGGUUGGUACUGGGGAAGUAUGACUGUUAAUGAAGCCAAAGAGAAAUUAAAAGAGGCACCAGAAGGAACUUUCUUGAUUAGAGAUAGUUCGCAUUCAGACUACCUACUAACAAUAUCUGUUAAAACAUCAGCUGGACCAACUAAUCUGCGAAUCGAAUAUCAAGAUGGGAAAUUCAGAUUGGACUCUAUCAUAUGUGUCAAGUCCAAGCUUAAACAAUUUGACAGUGUGGUUCAUCUGAUCGACUACUAUGUUCAGAUGUGCAAGGAUAAGCGGACGGGCCCAGAAGCCCCCCGGAACGGCACUGUUCACCUUUAUCUGACCAAACCGCUCUACACAUCAGCACCGCCUCUGCAGCAUCUCUGCAGACUCACCAUUAACAAAUGCACCGGUGCCAUCUGGGGACUGCCUUUGCCAACAAGACUAAAAGAUUACUUGGAAGAAUAUAAAUUCCAGGUAUAAGUGUUUCUCUUUUUCUAAACAUGCCUCAUAUAGAGUAUCUCCGAAUGCAGCUAUGUAAAAGAGAACCAAAACUUGAGUGACUGCUCUGGAUAACUACACGGAAUUCUAAGAACAGCUGAAUCAGUCUAACCUACAUGUGUGACUAGGUAGCUAGGUCAAGUUCCCUCAAAUAUGUUCACCUGAGAAAUGCUUCCCUGCCUAAGGCUAAGACCAGCUGAUCCUUUUAAGUUAAAAAUUAAAUGUCCCAAGUAAAGGCCGAAGUAACCUUUUGGUCCGAAUGCCUUGCCUUUCUGAGGUCCCUUCUCUUUGGUUGAAGGUCCAGGCACCGGUAGUAGAGGAAGGGAGAAAGGACUCCAUGGAGAACUGAAGAAGGGAAGGAACCUGACAGGCUUAGCUUCCACUUUAUAUGCCUGGUGAUCCGAGUCUAUUUUGGACAUGUUAUAUUUUGCAUUCUGAUGUCCUAGGGGUUUUGUUGAUCGGAUAUGCUUGUGAGUAUUUAUCCUUCAUUUUAUGCAAUUAACCAAGUCAACCAAAAAAAAUGACCAUGAAAUCCUGUAUUUGUCUUUUUACUACAUGUAUGAACUCUUUCAUGUGAACGCGUACUGUAGUAAUCCAUUUUAAGAGAGCCUUACUUCAGAAAUAUUUCAAACUGGUGCAAACGGAAAAGACUUCGUCUUUUCCAUUAAGGCUAAAGACAAGAAUGUCAUGCUAUACAGGUGCAACCCCAUCCCGGUAGAUAUAGACAUUUUACCCUUUGAAGUAUCUGUGUCCCAACCUGUUGCCAUGGAUUUUUUUGGAAAUGGCUUUAGAAAUUUCCAAGUUGUCCUUGAAUUGUCUAACUAUAGACAUCAGCAGUUGUCUCCCUUCUACCAUGUAGAAAACUUUGACUUAAUUUUCUUCCAGAUAUAAGGGGAUACCUGCCUGUUUUUCAAAGUGUUUAUUUACUGCUGUUACUAUUUGAUUAGAAUGUAUUAAAUAAAAAAAACCCUGACUUUUA